UCUGACUGACAGUCAGUUGGUGCUCGAACGCGAGACAUGGAGGUGCAGCGCCGACGUUAACCUUGGCCAUGGCAGGUCCGGCGGUCUAAGAGUGAUGGCGACGACAAAGCUGCUGGCGGCGGCGCUGAUCUUCGGCGCCGCAGCCCUCGCCGCCCACGAGCAGACCCUCGACAUUGGCAGGGCCAUCAACCUCUUCUCGCGCUACGGAUACCUCACCAUCAGCAUGCGCGUCGUGCCGCGCAACGACAGCGAACGCUGGCUCUUCAGGGAACCCACCGUCGAGAUCUUCAAAGAGGUCAAACCUGAGGUAUUCAAGUCGCGCAACGGGCGCAAAAUCGCGAGCGAUGACGACCAGAAGGUGGUGUUCCACGGCGACUUCCACAUGGAGUUCUGCGACAACGUGCGGCAGUUGUUCCACGCGUACUUCCGCGACUUCAACAUCGAGAAGUUGGACAAGCCGUGGAAGGCGUUCACGGGCAGCUGGAGCUCGGCGGCGGCGGCCCGCGAGCUUGGAAUUAACGCGAGUUUUGUCACCGCGCAGAGCGGCCACAGCUUCAUCCUGGUGCGUGUGUCCCGAUGGCGGGACAGCGGCCGCAUGUCCGCCUCCUCCAACCAGCUGCCCAUCGGCGCCGUCGCCAAGGAAAUCGAGAACGUCAAGAUCGGCGACGAGGCCAGCGUAGUCAACUUUGUCAAGAGCUACGGCAGCCACUACGUCCACUCCUUUGUCACCGGCAACGCGCUCUAUCAGGUUUUCGUCUACACUCCCUCAGUGUACGCCACAAUCAAAGAACGCUUGAAGACCAAAGGCAUCUCCGAGUUGUCCUCGUUUGAGCUCGGCGGCUACUUCUCACCCUGGCACGCGGUCCAGAUGGGCAAGAUCAUGUCGGCCAGCGGAAACCGGACGGUGACGGAGUGGGCCGAGAAAAAUCUGCUCACCUCCUUUUACUUGUACACCUUCCCUUCGCUGCUUCGACUGCACGGCGACGCCGAAAGGCUGAGGCAACUUGACGAGAUGCUGCUCAACGAAGCUGUGCUGCAGCUCGACCUGCGGACGGUGACGCCUGUUUUCAAAGAGCCAAAGCAGAAGUACUUUUUUGAAAAGACCCUGGACAACCAGAUCAAACUGUGGGAGUCCAACAUGUAGAACUACUGUUGUGCCAUGAACACUUUGACUAGUGCUUUAUUUAUCGACAGAGCAGUGCUGUGAUAAAUCUCCAUAAUUUUAAAUAACUUUUCACUCAAGCCAUAUGAUGUAAUUUAAAUAAUACACCGAACAGUUUUCUGGUAAAAAAAAAUUGGUUUAUUUGCGCCGUCUUUUUCAUUCAAACGCUCUAUUCCAAAGUAGGUUAAUGUCAUAUAUGAACCCAGGAUCAACCAAUCAAGAUUAUUCAAUUAGCAAUUGAAUUAAUGCUUCUGUGUUAAAAUAUUGAAAGUGUUAUUCCCCAUCCGCGGCGCGGUUGUUUUUCCCCCUCAAGUAAAAAUCAGUGCAAAGCUUGAACUUUGGCACAGUUCGUAUAAUUUUAUGAAGCGCGCUUUGAGUAAUUGCAGUUGAUUUUAUGAUGCUGACGUGUUAUCACAGAUAUUACAUAAAAUUAAGUGCGAUCGACUUCGGUAUGCUAUAAAAAUAAAUUAGGAUUUCUUUCUCUAGACAAAAUUUUUUGAAACAACUUUUGAGUUUAAUUUUUUUAGAAGUGUGCCAGUUCUGGACUGUUUAGUGUUCUAAAUAAGCUCUAAUUAUAAUUUGCGCUUAUUUGUUAGUGAGAUCAUUUUAGUCAUAAUUACGGAAAUUACUGUGUUAGACAAGCGCUUAUUGUUAGGGUCAGAGAAUCAAGAAGAAGGUCCACUUUGGGCUGCGCUGGAAACCUGAGUGGAAACAGUGGUGCAAGCAUGGUGUUCUCGACUUAAUCUUCUGCCGUUGACAGCAAGGACCAAAGGUGUGGCUACCCUGAUCGAGUUGAAAUCAAAGGUCUGGAAAAAAUUCCAAAGAAAUUUAAUUAUUUUUAUAAUGGUGCUUCUUCAAAUUCUCAUAGUAGCUUUUUAAAUAAAAUAAAAUUUAAACAUAAUUAUAACAAAAAAAUUUAAAACAAUACCUUGUCUUUGUAAUGGAAACACACUUUGCUGAC
Neocloeon triangulifer is the source of this 2123-nucleotide messenger RNA. It is a transcript of the gene tsl, whose product is annotated as torso-like protein. The transcript has 3 exons. NCBI's taxonomy places the organism in Eukaryota, Metazoa, Arthropoda, Insecta, Ephemeroptera, Baetidae. The record is from RefSeq and is a predicted model, not a curated record. Bases 95 to 1144 code for a protein of 349 amino acids.